GUUCGACGCUGAAGUCGCCGGGCGAAAGUUGGAUCUGCGGGGCGGGCAGUCGUUUCCAACGGCGGUGAGGUGACCGGAGGAGGAAGCGCCGGCACGAACGAGGGUUGGAGUAGCUGGAGAAGGAACGCCAUAGCCUUGCGGUGGGGUGAAGCUACGAGAAAGGCGGUGGAACAGGUAAGAGUCUUUCACGUGGACCAUCCAUGUGCUUUAGGCUCGAGUGUGGGUCCCCCCGCACCGACGCGGGGUUUGUGGAGAUUGCAAGGACUGGAGAUAUUGGAAUUGGGAGCGGAAAAAGUUCAGUUUUUCUCUGUUUGUGAAAACAAAACAUCCUCUAUCAAUUUAAUUGGUCGAGCAGUAACUGUGGGUAAAGUCCCAAUAUAGCCCUUCGACCUGAACAGUCGACAUUUCCUCUCCUCUCCUCCCCCCGCCCCAGAUGCUGCUCUACCUCCUUGGUUCGUUCCAGCAUGCAUUUCUUCCGUCUACACUGCUAAUUGGAUAGUGAGGGCUGCAAAGGGUGUGUGAGCCCACAUUCAUACAGGGCUGGGACUGCAAAAUCUGCCAUCCAGCUUUGGUAGGAUAGGCUCUCCCAAUUCAGAUGGAGCUAAUAAUCGAGUCUCUGACGUUUUGGAUCGUAAUCCUUUCUGGGAAACCGCACUGCCACAAACCUUACUCUGAUCAGCUCUCACUCCUAACCUCUGCCUGGUUGAGUGGUUGUAUUUAGUUUGGGCUCUGCUUGGAGGUAUAUAAUGUUUGUUAACUGUUUAAUCACAUUCUUUCGCAUCAAAGUUCAAGCACUUGAGUAGUUGAGAUUCUUCAAGUGAUUACGCUUUUCCUUCUCAAAAUAAACAGAAAAUUUUGGUUCAUGUAUUAUGCAUGUAUUCUGUUGAGGCUGAAAUUUGUAAUUAAUUCAUUAUUAUGGACUUGGGAGUGCCAGCAUCCCCUCCUGCACUCUUCUGUGAUUGACAUGUUUUAUUUUGAUCUAAUGAACCUAGAUGGAAAGAUUUGGGAGCUAAAGAUUGUUUGAUACACCACACUAGAUUAAAAUGAGCAGGUACAAACAAACUGGAUGAACACAGCAGGUCGGGCAGCAUCCGUUGAAAUGAGCUUUGGUGACUUUGUGUAUCUUUUAAUUUCACUUAUUGGUGAACUCAAUACAGUUCUUGGAUAUUCGUUAAAAAGCUGUGUGAUUUUAAUUCAGUUAGGGGAUUUACUUCACUCUCACCUUCAUUCUUACUGGAGUCUUUCUUGUACUUUAGUGAUUUCACAUAUUUAGUAUUUAAGAGCAAUAUUAAGUCAAACUUUAAACAAUAUCCAAAUGCUAGUGUACAUAAGAAUUCUUAAUCCUUAACGUACUAGUUUACCCUGCAGAUAUUCUUGUAGAAAUACAGUAGAUGCCAGUUAAUUGGGACACAUCAGGACCAGUGCAUAUUGGCCCACAUUAAGCAGCUGCCCCAAUUAGCUGAAGUUUCAUGGAAAUAGUUGAAAGGGUAUAAAAAAAGACGAACUGGGUAACCAAAUGAUGCAUUUAAAUGAAAUACAGAACAAUUAAGAACACUACCAAUACUACUACACUACGAUGAAACUAUUAGUUCCUAAUGUUUAUCAACAGGAAUUCAUCCAGUGUACACUGCUGUGUUCUUUUGACUGUAACUGAAUAAAAUCAGCGCAGACUCCUAGAGCAAAUACGGAUUGCAAAUCAUAAACAUGAGAAACGCUGCAGAUGCUAGAAAUCUAAAGCAACACACACACAAAAUGCUGGAGGAAAUCAGCAGAUCAGGCAGCAACUUUUACAGGAUGAGUGAUAGUAAAAAUGUUUGAACCCCAACCCCCGCACAACAAGUAGCAGCAAAGUAUCAACCCUGCCCCUCCCCCACUUAAUUCAGCUAAAAGCAUCUGCACCUUCUACCCAUCAAGCAAGCAACAAAAAGAUGGGGGAAGAGGAAGGAAGACAGCUAGAAGGCGAUAGGUGAAGCCAGAGGGGUAGGAAAAGUAAAGGUGCUAGAGAGGAAGGAAUCUGAUAGGAAGGAGCGUGGACCAUAGGAGGAGGGGAACCAGGAGGAGUGGAUAGGCAGGUGACAAGAGGUAGAGGCCAGAGUACGUUUGAUGACUGUAUCCUCCAAAUCUUUAUUUUCAUUGUAACAUUCAAGAUGAUUGUCAAUACCUUCAAAUUCUUUGUAGAUCAUAACUAGAUGAAGUAGUGAAAAAAUUUCAAUGUCAGUCCUGGAUGUUGAAUGUUUGAAACUGCAAUAAGCAAAACAGUUCUGAAUUGUCUUAAUGCUAAUUUCUUGCCAACUAUCAGUGACAAAAAUCACUGCUUUUUGAACACAAAGAACACAACUGACGUUAUUUAAAAACUUCAUUCUAAGCAUGGUAUAGUGGGUUGACGCUAGUUAGAAAUGUUGUUUCUUGUUACACUUAAGUGGCAUGGUGUUUGAAAUAAAUAUAGGAAGCCUCAGCUGUUUCCUGGAUUUUUGUGUUAAGAAUUGUUGCAAAUAAGCAGCUGCCCCAAUUGACCAGAAUCCGCUGUAUUUGCUAUUUAAGGUGCUUUCCAUUUUACCAUGCCAAAGUAACAAAAUUGGCAGCAAGAGUUCUACUGCUAUUUAACAUUUACAUGUACAGUAUAUAAAAGAAAGUGGUGAACAAAGUGAAGCUUAAUCGUGUUGUCAAAUUUUAAUAAGUUUUUUUCAAUCAUUGUUAAAAGCAAGUGCUUUAGCAUCUGGAAAUGCAUUUGGAUAUAAAAAAUAGCAAAAUGUCACAUCAAACAUUUUCAUUUAGUUCUACCUAUAGUUAAAUUUCACAUGGCUCCCUCAACUUAAUCAUUCAUAUUCAGAAAUACACUGGCUUUUGGAUUUUGUUAUGUUGUUAUUUCUAUUGAGUCCAUAAUGAUAUCAGCACUACUCUGUAGGACAAUUGUUUUUUUCAGUUGGUUUCUUUCUUUAGAAAUGUAAAGCGGGCCAAAUUAGUGAUUAAUCAUAACAAGUAUACUGUAUAAGGGCAGUAUACUUUGUUUUCUCAAAGUACAUCCAAUACGAUGUAAAACAUUGAAUUGAUUGGUUGCAAGUUGAUCUCUGGUCUAACUGUGGGAGCACUAUUUAUUACUCUGACUGCAGAUGAAUGAAAUUAGGAUACAGAUGACAGAUUAUUGCAUUUAUUAAGGUGAGUGUUUUUAAUCAGUUUUGAUAAUGUUAAUUUCAAUUGUUUAAGUCCUGUAGUGAAAAACACUGAAUUUUUUUCUAUUUCUUUUUGAACCAAACCAUACAUUAAAGUAGGAAAUGAAGACUUGAUUCAUAAUUUUUAGUUUUGUUCCUUUUUUUUAAUGUGCUCUUCUGACUUAACAGAAGGUGAUUUGUUUGGUUUGAUAUUCUCCAACUACAUAAAAGAAAAGCAAUUUAAUGUUCUUUUUUACCGUUAUGUUGUGAAAUCUAUAGGUGAUGUGCCGCACCUUCCAUAUGUUCCAGCAUCUCAAAUUUCAGUCUGCAUUGAAUAAAGUGCCCUAAAUUUUUGUAAAACGUGCCAUUGAUUAUACAGAAUUUUGGAGGAAAUUCAUUUUUUCUAUUUCUGCCAUUUAAUAUUUUGCAACAUAUUACACAUGGAUAUAUUUCUGUAUUUCAGUGAACUCUAAAUUCAACCUUAAGCACAUUGUGUUCUACCAAGCUUAAUAAGUGCGUCUAUUUUUAAGUUGAAUUUAAGACCUUGAAAUAAAGUUAAUUUGAAUUUUAAAUUUACAAUGGUGGCUAAUACAUCUGUCCUUUUUUUGGCUUUGAUAGAACCAAGAUCCUUGAUCCCAUGUCUAUCUUUUUAUCUUAAACUCCUUUCAGUCUGAAACAACUGUUCCACUUGCUUUUUUUUUAACAGGAGGAUCAACAAUGCAAAAGUAAUUCUUCCGUUCUCUAAGCAACACACACAAAAUGCUGGGGGAACUCAGCAGGUGAAGCAGCAUUUAGGAAAAUAGUACAGUUGACAUUUUGGACCGAAAUCCUUUAGCAGGACUGAUUGCCAAAGGGUUUUGGCCCAAAACAUCGACUUAACUCUUUUCUAUGGAUGCUGCCUGACCUAAGUUCCACUAGCAUUUUGUGUGUGUUGCUUGGAUUUCCAGCAUCUGCAGAUUUCCCCUUAUACUUCUGUUCUCUGGAUCAUUUGGUUGAGGUUUUAGAUUUUAAUUUCUAGUUAGUGGUCUAAUCAACAUAGGUCUAAUUUUUCCUCUGUUAUAAUUUCUGUUUGGUUUCCUUUUAAAUCUCUUUGAGUUCCUAGCUUUGCCAGCUGACGUUGGUAAGUGUGGUAUUUGGAGUGAUCAUUAUGUAUUACCAUGCAGACCCAUCAACCGUUUAAGAAGGCCAACAUUACUAAACUCAUUGCAUGGAAAGAAUAAUGUACUUUAAGCACGAGGUUCUGCAUGGUAGGACUUCAGUAAGGGCUUUGAUAAGGUUAUGUCUGGUAGGCUGCUGUGGAAAAUUGGGAUCUAGGAAGAGCUAGUUAAUUAGAUACUCAAUUUGCUUGAUGGCAGGAAGCAGAGGGUGAUAGUGAGAGGUUGUGUAUUGGAUUGGAGGCUAAUGGCUCUCUUGGGGUUGUCUUAGGCUCAUUACUAUUCAUUUAUUUCAAUAAUUUGGAAAUUGUACAAGGCACAGUUAGUACUGCUACUGUUGACAGUGAAGAUGGAUUUACAGUAUGAUCUUGGCCAGUUGGGUAGGUGGGCUAAAGAAUGGUAAAUAAAGUUUAAUUCAGAUAAGUUUGAGGAAUUAAAUGUUGGGAAGGUAGAAACUUGCUCCUAUGCAUUGUAAGGAUGCAUGCAAUAUUUUACAAAAUAUUGCUGAAUUUUGUUCAUGACUUGGGUGCUUCCUUCAACCAGAAAAAGUAAUAAUUACCAGAGGAUUGUAAUAGCUCAUUUGAUACAUGAGUUUUGACAUUAGUAAGCAGCGCGUGUUCUUUAUUUAAAUGCAAGUUGUUUGUGUGAGGUUAGUGAAUGUUAUCUGAUGUUAUUAAUUCAAGUAAAUUGUCUUCUGGUUGGGCCAUUUUAUUAAACUGUAACCACAAUACCAAAGAUGGCACUGAGAUCAGUUUCAAAUUGAAACAGGUGCUGAUAUGCUGGUUUUGAUGUGGAAUUUUUACUCAAAAUAUUGUAAACUAAAUUACCAUUUCAAAUUUAUACUUAUGUAUAUUUUCAGUAUUGUAGCUGCUCGCAUUUUAAAAAUUCCAAGUUUUGAGUAGACUCUAAUGAUAUCUUCAUUUUUUUAUCUUAACAGCUUUAUCUAAGAAGUUCCUGAUAUGUGCUUCAAAUCACCAGUGAGAUGGUAAAGGUUAGCCUGUGGCCCAGCAUGAUGGAUAAACAGAAGACCAAGACUUAUUUGCCAUUAAGUGGUGCAGGCACUGAUAUAAAUAUGUCUUCCAUCCACACAGUGGGGUAUUUGGGAAAAUUUUCUCAUAGCACUUCACUUGACCUGCAAGAAUAUUGUCCAGUUUGUGCAGCAAACGGGAAAAGCCAGGCACUACGGACAUAUUGUAUAAGCUUUGAAGAAUCCAUUCUUCUUUGUGAAAAUCCACAGUGUUUCUUUCCUUUGGGAUGUAAACCAUUGAAUGAGAUCCUACUUGCAUCUGCUUUACCAAGAACUCAAUCAUUAUCUUCUUACAAUGCGAAGAGCAUAUCUGAAUCAAGCUUGCUGGUUCAACCAUGCAAACAGAAUAUAAAACGGCAAAAAACUUUGAAUUGUAAUAAUAAUGAUACUUGGAAUAGUUUCAGUGGCAUUUUCAAGGAAGAUGCAUUUCAGUAUUCAGGCAGUGGCUCAGAUAGAAUUGACAAUUUUGUUCCUUGUUCAAAAAAUGGAAGUAAUCAAGAAACACUUAAUUCUACUGCUGCGAGAGGCACAGUUGUCUCAAGUGAGCCAAUUACUGUGGCACCUGGUCAAUUGUGUGGCAAAAGGAAGGAGCUAUCAACUGAAUCAGAACAUUCUGGAUUGGAAGUUUCUAAAGAGAAAUUGUGCAUCGAACAAUUAGUCCUUCAGUGGAAGAACACGUCUGCUCUCUGCUGGCUAGAUUGUAUAUUAACAACCUUGGUUCACUUGAAAGUAAUUCGAAAUGUUAUAAGCAAUAUAGGAGCUGAAACAGAAUCUCCAAUUAAGAAACUAUGCACUGAAUAUGAUAAAGCAUGUGCACUACUGUCUCACAGCCAAUGUCAUGGAACAGGUGAUGGUUCGUGGCAGAUUCCUCCUCAGCUGCUUGCUCAGAUAGAAUUAAUACUGAAAGAUAUCCGGCAGAGCUUCUUUGAGUUGCUUCAACCAAAGCUGAAAUGUGAAUUAGGAAAACAUGAUAGCCCGGUCUUUGCUUUUCCACUUCUCCUAAGACAGGAUACCUAUUUUGAGAUGCUCUUCAUGCAGUCAUAUAUUUGGAGUUUUGAAUGUAUUAAGUGUGGCUACAAAUAUGAUGAGAGGUGUACAAAAACCUUGACGACAUUUACAAAAGUAGAUUCAGAUUGGCAUCCUCUGAAUGCUAUUCAUAAAUCACCCUGCAAUAAGUGUCAAGAUCAAGAUCAAAAGAGGAAAAUGCUUAUAGAACGGAUUUCCUCAAUAUACAUGCUACAUUUUGUGGAUGGCCUACCACAUACGGAUUUGGAUGCCUACAGAUUUGACUUUCACGGCAGUUUGUACAGAAUCUGCAUCAUUAUUCAGUAUUUACAGACUAUGAAGCACUUUAUCACUUGGAUUCGGAAUCCUGAUGGUUCUUGGCUUCAGUGUGAUGAUUUGCAGGGUUCCAGUUGUUUCAGACGUUUGACAUUAGAUGUUCCUGCAGCUGAAGUUCACAUUGUCAUCUGGGAAAAUAGUGACUUUGAAAAAAGAACAUGGAACCGGGAUAUCAUUCUGCGUUGUGACUCUUCAUCUGUCAUUUGUCAUAAUGCUCCAUCCUUAAAUACAGAAGCUACUUCCUCUGUGCAACUUCCAACCAAAACAUCAUUGACGAGUUCUGUUCAGUUUAAUACAGUAGUGACACCAAUACACGGUACAGUUAAAGAGAUUACCACACCAUAUAAAGACUGUGUAAAACAAAGCAAUAUAAAAGAUCCAGAGAAUUCAGGAAAUGACACAUUAAUAACGCUGAAUCUUACUGAGGUUAAAGUGGAUGACAAAGGGAAUCCAUUGUGCGACAUUCAAUUCAUACCAGAUGCUCGGCUGUUACAAAAUUCACCACAGGUGACUAUUGAUCGUAGUGUUGCUGUCCAUCCUUCUACUGAAGUACAAUAUUCUAGUGAACAAGCCCAUCAAAUUGCUGAAACUGUUGUAAAUUUUGAUGUGCCUCAAAAACCUGUUUUACAUUCUGAACUGUCAUCUAGUCCAUCUGGAUCCUUACAUUUGCAAGAAACCGAGAUACCUGAUAUUCAGAUGCCGAUGUUACAAAACGAUUUUGCUGUGAAAAUCUUAACAGUGAAUACAGCAGCAUGUCAAGUAGAAGAAAUGAAAAUCCCAUCUGAAAAUUCAGAAAUUCCUAUAAGGUCUGAUAACAAAAUACAAAAGGAAGAUUGCAAUAAAAUGCCAGCAUCUCCAAUCAUGAAAACAUCUGCUGCAAAUAAGUUAUUGGCUGAUAUCGCUCAGCCUGCAGUAACUAAACGAAACUUCACUGCUGGCUGGAGAAAGUGUCUGUUGAAUCGUCAUCUAUCAAUGUUGAGCACCAAUGAACCUAGAACAGCUAAGAAUGAAGUUGGGAAUAUUCAAAGGGGUGGUUUAAGCAAAUUUCUUAAGCAAGCAAAUUCAAAGCAUCCUGUGAAGGAACAUUUUGAUGGGUUCAAAAGCAAAAUUCUUCCAAAACUUGCACAAAAGGCAAUCAAAAAUCUACCUGAAUCACCAGAUCGAACUGUUCCAAACAUUACCAGUGUACAAAAGAGCAACCCUCAGUUUGUUAAUAUGAAGGAAAACUACAAAGAGUUACUGUCAAAGAAAAUAUCUUUGGAUACCCAUACUUUAAAUAAAAUACAUCUUUCCAAUUCAUCAAAAUUUGGUAAUCCUUUGAUGCAUGAGGCAGGGGCUUGUAAUGUGAGUUAUCAGGGCUCUGUCCUAGUUGAUAAAACAGAACUGAAUAACAUGGAUUCCAAAGUUCAAAAGCUCCGUCUUAAGUUACUCAAAAAGCUGCAAACCAAAAAAAAUCAAUUGGCAUCACUUGACCAGUUAAUGAAGACUAAUCAAUGUGGUGAAUCUGUGAGCACUGAGCAAUCAUUAAAUCUGGCAAAUAACAGUGGAAGCCUGCUGUAUGAUUUUUUGAAUGAACUGUGGCAUCAACCUGGAGUUGAAGACAAUGAAUCUGUUUGUACCAGCUCUAGUGCUUCAUUGAGCAGUAGUCCAAGCCAUGAUGAAUUACUUGCAGAACUAUUCACUCCAACUGGAGCUUCAACUUUGGACUACAUGAAACAUGACUUGAGACACUUUGAAAUGCUACCAGAUGGUGGAGUAGCAAAUGGAAAACUGAGUAAUGACUGCAGCAUAGCUUCAAAGUCUAGAAACACAUCUUCUAUUUCAGCUUUAAAUAUGCAACAACAAGCUUACAAAAAUGAGCUAAUUGGCAUAACUAACAACCAUGCAUCAUCUUUUGAGAGUCCUAUCAAGGAUGAAAUAUUGGUAGAUUUAUUGUCCAUUUCAACUCUAAACUCUUUCACAGGAGAAAAUGAAUUGCCCAUUUUUGAUGAAAAUCUUUUUGAAAACUGCUGAUGGUUCACUGAAACAGUUUUUAAAAAGGUGGUUUAAACAGCAAUAUUGCUGAUUAUGAAUUUACUCUCAUUGUUUUGUCACUAAAUUGUGAAGUUUGCCCAGUCCAUAUUUGGAAAAUAGUUUGUUUUAUAUUCUGGAGAAUAUUUGUGUGUAAAAUUUACUUCCACAGGCACUGUUAUUUUAUAAUAGUUUCAUUGUACUCAGGAUCUGAGAAUCUGCAUUUGCUGCUUCUGAAUACGAUGUUUAUGGCCGUCCACUUUAUUUGCUGGCAUUCUGUUUUGACACAGUGUGCACCAUUAUUUAUAUGAAUAAUUUUUAGUGCAAUUUAUCAAUCCUGAACUGUAAAUAAAUUUGUUAAUAUUUCAAUAAUAGUUGGUGUUAUUUGCAACAACAGAUGCAAGAAACUUUUAAUAAUAUAACUGAGUUCACACCACACAAAAAUACACUAAAUUCAUAGAAUGCUUAAACCACUUGAAUUACGCUAAAAGCAAUUGAUCCAUUGGAAGGAAUGUAACAUCAAGUUCAAGUAUAAAAUGUGGGUUCUUAUUUUUAUCACCUGUAAUAUAAAUUAGUACAAGUGCAGGCAAUAGGCAAAAGUUCUGUUUUGUGUAAAGAUUGUUUAUUAAAUAUUUCUUUUGGAUCAGUUUAUAAAGUUACUGCAAUUAUGUUAUUAUUUUCCUAUAAAAGUAAAUGCUAGAAAUAGCUUGGUAGACACUACUACAUUUCUUACAGUUUUGCUGGAGAUUGAAAACUGCAUCUUCUCUUGCAUAGAUACAUUUUUGAUCUCCAGCAUUUGAUGCUUUACAAUCUCCAUUUUCAGUUGCUUUUUAAUUUAGAUACGAGUUCUAGAAGAUCCAGUAAAGAAAUCAGUGGAAAUUCUGUGGACUGAAUGUAUAUUUUGAGUAGUCACAAUUGAUGAGACCUGUCAAAUUAUUUAUGUAGGCAUUAAUUUUAACACCUGAACGUUUGGUGCUUUUUUGAAAUUUAACAUGUGCUGUAAAUUGCAUCAAUACGAUCUUGAACUAUUUCAAUUUUCAGGAAGUAUUUUUUGUAACAGGUUCUUAGUAGUCCAAAAAGGCCUUGUAUAUUCUCAUUCAAAAUAGUUCAAGGUUUCACUAAAAUUGCCUUUGAAGUUUCUGUGACAAUGUAACUCGUUGGUUCUGUUAACUUUCUUAUUAAAAGUGUAAUGACU
This is a messenger RNA of Hypanus sabinus (Atlantic stingray), 9876 nucleotides long. It is a transcript of the gene uspl1, whose product is annotated as ubiquitin specific peptidase like 1. Gene Ontology annotation, biological process: protein desumoylation; Cajal body organization. Gene Ontology annotation, molecular function: SUMO binding. The transcript has 8 exons. The record is from RefSeq and is a predicted model, not a curated record. The coding region runs from base 5286 to 8684 and encodes 1132 amino acids. NCBI's taxonomy places the organism in Eukaryota, Metazoa, Chordata, Chondrichthyes, Myliobatiformes, Dasyatidae. Gene Ontology annotation, cellular component: Cajal body.